AUGUGGAUAGGCCGAAUCGGAAAGAAAUCAGCUGCCUUCAUCAACCACAAGCCUUUCCACCCUGGGAACUAUCAAAAUCAAGAAAAGGUUUGGCUAGCUGAACAGAAGCAGAAAGAGGAGCAAAAGAAGGAGAAGGAACUCGAGGAACGACGGCGGGAAGAAGUCAAGAUUGAAGAGUUACGAAGGGCGUUACGGGGAGAAGCCAAGGCGGCGCUGCAGCUGCAGAAUAAGGAAGGAGAGGUAAUUUCGCCUGCGGAAGAACUGCAGCAGAAAGCCCGGGAAGCAGCAAGGCAACAGGCGCUACAGAGGAAGCAACAAGAGGCGCACCAGAGGUUGAAGCAGCCUGCAAAAAGUAGCUUAUACAGCGAGGAUGUCUUUAUUUUAGGCCAUACAUCUGUCUUUGGCUCUUACUACUCACGAGGAGAGCAGAAAUGGGGGUUCAGCUGCUGCAAGUGUCUAGAGCGGUCAGCGCGUUGCCCCCUAAAUCAAGCAGAAGAGCAAAGGAUUAACAAGAGGAAGCAUAGAAACGGCUGCCAGGUGCAGCCUGCAGAUGCUGUUACAAGAGCUUGCUCGUCUCCUAAGCAGGAAGAAAAGGACAGGAUAGAUGAAGCGAGGGACGGAAUACUUACCGACACGGCGACAUCGUCGCCGUCGAAUAACGGGGAGGCUGGCAGCAACUUCCAUGCUACAGGAAUGAAAAAGCGGGCCAGAGAAGGGGGAGUGGCCGCGUACUUAAAACUCAUGGAAACGACUGACGACGGAGAUUAA
This is a messenger RNA of Cyclospora cayetanensis, 768 nucleotides long. RefSeq names its product pre-mRNA-splicing factor SLU7. The record is from RefSeq and is a predicted model, not a curated record. NCBI's taxonomy places the organism in Eukaryota, Apicomplexa, Conoidasida, Eucoccidiorida, Eimeriidae. The transcript is spliced from 2 exons. The coding region runs from base 1 to 768 and encodes 255 amino acids.